Messenger RNA from Salvia hispanica, 2138 nucleotides. Its product is annotated as interactor of constitutive active ROPs 3-like. The record is from RefSeq and is a predicted model, not a curated record. Lineage: Eukaryota; Viridiplantae; Streptophyta; Magnoliopsida; Lamiales; Lamiaceae.
ACUAAUGCCAAAAGCAGCAAGAAUUCUUGAAUUCCUCUCUGCUGCAGAGGUGCAGGAUUCAUAGAUCUCAUAUUUUGUUUAGACAUUGGAAUGAGACAUUCUACUAAUCCAUCCCAUCAUCUUCUUCUGUCCCAAUAAAACAUUUAACUUGGUGUUGUGUGGGGGCAGGAAGCAUUUGAGUAGCAUCUAAAUAUUUCCCAUUUUCAAGUUUAGUUUGAAUAUGCAGACGCCUAAGUCAAGAACCAGUUCCUCAGGAGCAGCUCCGAGGAUUUCUCCUCGCUCUAUUUCAUCUGAGGUGUCGGGGAAGAACUCCCCUCGAUCAACCCCCUCCGAGGCAUCCAGAAAACAUUCUCCACGCCAGCUCAAGACUGGUCCCCGUUUUUUAGAGCCCACCGUCUCUUCUUCUAACCUAGCAACUCGAUCGCCAAAGGAGUCGGGCCUUAGAGUUUCUGAUCACAACUCGCCGGCAAGUCCACUCUCUGAGAAGAAGCGUCCAACCAAAGUUUCUGAGCUCGAGGUGCAGAUUUCUCAGCUAGAAUCUGAUCUGAAAAAUGUGAAGGAUCAGUUAUGCUCAUCAGAAAAAUCUAGGAAGCAAGCCCAAAGAGAUGCAGAGGAAUCCAACCAAGAGCUCUCAGUCCUCUCCUCGAAGCUUGAAGAAUCCGAGAAGAAAUUUCUAGAACUUUCAGCCACUCGGAAUGCUCUCACAGUAGAGAUCUCUGAGACGUGUGAACAGCAAGACAGCUCGCUGCAAGCUGAGCUGGAAGCUCUACAGAAGCAGCAGUUGCAAGAAUCGGCUGCUUUGGCCUCUGCAUUAGAUGAGAUCAAAAGGCUCAAAGCUCAGCUGGAGAUGGUAGCUGAGUCUGAAGCUCACCGCUUAGAAUCUGCACAAACUGAGACACUCGUGGUUGUGGAAGAAAUGAGGAAGCAACUAAAUGAGUCCAAGAAAUCUGAAGCUGAAGCGCAAAAACUUGUUGGUGAGACACUUAUGCAGCUGGAGGCAGCCAAGAAGAUGGUGGAGACGCUCAGGUCGGAUGGUUGUAAAACCAUAGGAGUCUACGAGGCUGCAGCCAGUGAGCUGGAACAGUCGAAGGCUCGUGUAGAGCUUCUAGAAGAGCUUGUUGGGAAACUCAAUGGUGAAGUUGAAGACGAGAAGGUAAAGAUAUCAUCAAUUGAAGCAGAAUUUGCUUCUGCGAAGCUUGAAGUGGAGCAGUUGAGAUCUGCUCUAGCUGUUGCAGAGAUGAGGCGGAACGAGGAUCAGGCUCGGAGCGCAGAGCAAGUAAAGCAUGCUUGUGAGAUUGUGGAACAGAUCAAGUCCACAUCAGGGCAGAGAGAGGCUCAGUUGGAGGCAGAGCUUCGAAAAUGCAGCUAUGAAAUCGAGGAGCUGAGGUCAAACCUCAUGGAUAAGGAGACUGAGCUGCAGAGCAUCUUUGAGGAGAAUGACGCCCUCAUAAUGCAGCUGGAGAACGCGUUAUCCGGCCACAGGGAGCACGAGCUGAGAGCAGAAAAUGAGACUAUUAAAGCACAAUACCAUAACAUAUCAGAGGAAAACAGAGCAUUGAGGAAAGAAAUGGAGGCUUACAAUAGCACGAGGAGCGAGGCUAUGUCGGAGCUAGAGGCAGCGAGAGUAGCAGAGAAGGAGGCGCUGGUGAAGGUGGGGUCCAUGACGGAGGAGGUGGACAGGAGCAACAGGAAGGCAGCUCGCGUUGCUGAGCAGCUGGAGGCAGCACAAGCAGCCAACGCGGAGAUGGAGGCAGAGCUGCGGAAGCUGAAGGUGCAGUCGGAUCAGUGGAGGAAGGCAGCGGAGGUGGCUGCGUCCAUGCUAGCGGUUGGGAACAACGGGCACGCAGUGGAGAGGACGGGGUCAAUGGACAACAACUACAGCCCUCGGAUGAGGAACAUCACCUCGUCAUACUCGGAUGAUCUUGAUGAUGAAAUGUUCAAGAAGAAGAAUGUGAAUGUGCUGAGGAAGUUUGGUGUGCUAUGGAAGAAGCCUCAGAAAUAAGAAGGAUAGAGUUGAUGAAUAUUAUUAUGAGGUGAUGGAUGACCUCUGUGUUUUCUUUAUUAGAACUCUUCUUUUUAGGGGUAUUUGGUUGAAGAUAUGAAUUAACAUGAAUUCAGUGAUGUUUAUUUCAGUGCAA